AGAUAUUUAUUACAACAUUAUUAUAAAGAAAUGUGUAUGUGACGUCCUGUGUCACACAUACACACACACACAUUUUUUGCCUUUCCCCUCUAGUACACGAAAAGGGAAAUCCUAUGCAGUCAAUGUUCAUAAGCAAUGAAUUCCGUCACCUUCCCACCACAGGAAACCUCUUGUCUAAGGCACCUUCAUUCCCUGGUUGUGCACAGCUCCCCAAGGCAGCUGAUUUCCAAAGUUGUGCAUUGCCCACUGCAAGAACCUUCUUUCUUCAAGCCAAAUUCCACCCUCUUGGACAUUAGUUAUUUUGUUUUAGAUUGAGAUCACACACCUACCACGUGAUGUGUUUAGAAGACUACCAGCACUCCCUUACUCCUCACAACAACCUGAGAGUAAUCCUAUAAUCCCUUACCCACAGUUCCAAAAUAAAAAAAAUCUCUGAAGAAACAAUAUUUUUUGUUAUAACUUUGGUCCAAAACCUAACCUGAAACAUCACAAUGGUAUUUACAGUAUUUAUUUAUCUCACUUGGUGUGAAUAUUCAUACAUUUAAGUUCAGAAAUAUUGAUGUGUUCGAUUAUAGGGCACUGCCCUAAACCUCUCUGGGGUACUCCUUUAUAUAGGAUAAAGGCACUAUAUUCCCUUUCUAAAAUUCUGACAUCCAAAACACAUCUAUCCCUAAAGGUUUCAAAUAAGGGAUUAGGGCCUUGUACAGUUAUCCCUGUAGCCUAAGAGAAGUGAAGAGACUUGUUAGGGCUCUUUAUCCCUCCAAAAGUUCUAUCAACACUAUGCUAUAGUACCCUGGAGGUUCUUGCGGAGAACCCCAUGUUCCCUAAAUAACAGCCCCUGCCUGUUUUGUUCCUCUCAUGUUCUUUAGUCCAGUCACCACUCAAAUAUGUUGCAGAUGAUCUGUCCACGGAAACCCCGGAAUGUGCCACACUGGAGGCAACCCAAUGGGCAAGCUAUGGCCCAAACAGCCCAGCCCUUAGGCUCAUCGACUCCAUCCAGAACUCAGUUGUCAUCUGUUUUCCUUCAGCAACUUUCAAUCCUCGGACUCUAUGAGCCAAAGGGAAAGAGUCUCAUUUAAUGUCAGGGUAGGGCAAUGUGGAAUGCAGGGAGCUUAAAGAAUCAUGAUCAUCAGCAAAAGAGAUGACAGUAUGGGCUUCUGCCUGAGAAGUUCAUCUAUACCCAAUUUCCCUCUCUUAACCUCCUCUAUGAAAAUCUGAAAAAGAGAUCCUCUUCACAUUUCACAAACAGCCCAUCAUCCCUAUCCCUACCCCAUCCACCUCCUUCUCAUUCUGGAAUCCCCUUAGGAUAUGGAUGUACGUCAUCCCCUGCCCAUGUUUAUCAGUAACUUUCAUAUCUGUACCUUUGCAUUUCUGCCUCCUUGCACUGUCUGUUUGCCCCAUGUCUGUGUCCCUUGUCCUGGUGUCUCUCUGCUGUCUACCUCAUUUAGGAUUCCUUUCUGGAGGGAACAGAAGUGCCAACCAUACUACAUCAGAUGACCUCUCCUGGUGUAGGGCUAGGAGGGCACUAGAGGAAGAAAUUUGGUUUUGCCUGCCCUGACAAGAAGCUUGGGGUUUCUGGUUUGGCUAUUGCAGUUCUCUUAUCCUACCUGCUUCCUUUUUACUAAAUGACUUUGCACAUCCACUGAGCAGGCGCCCUCCCACCAUACACUCAGGGAACAGAAGGGAUACAGCAAUUUCUUCCUUUACCAAAAAGAACUACCAUUCAAAUUUUAGUUUAAAAAAGCUGGAAUCAGGCCGACUUGGAUUUGAAUCCCAGACUGCCAUUAACUCACUGUAUCCCUUGCACUAAUCUACUUAACCUCUCUGAGCCUGUUAAUUCACUUGUAAAAUGAGGAAAUAAUAGUACCUACUUCAAGAAGUUACUAAAAGGAUUAACUAGGAUAAUGGAUUCAAAGUGUUUGGCACAGCCCCUAGCACACAGGACUUCAACAAAUAUCUGAUUUCAGUUCCUCUCCUGGAGCAAUCCCAUGCCCACAUCAAAUCUUUGCUUAAACACCUAGCACCCAUACCAUUAGCUCCGUCUAGAGAGACUUACCCUCCCCUGAGGCCAGUUACAUCAUGUAGGACCAUUCCUUGUGCCACCUCAGCCAGCUCAGACUAUGGCCAACUUCAUGGGACAGCCCUACAUGCUGGGCCAGGGAUAGGAAAGGAUGCUCCCCAUACAGAAGUGGUCUUCCUAGGAACACAGGAGAUUCUCCAGAGGGACUCAAGAGAACUCUUUAGACAGAUAAGAGGCAGAGUGGAAGCUACUAGAAAGGCUCCACAGAGUGGCUCUUCCCCAAGGAAAAACCACUGUUCUCCAGCAAACACCAGGUUGAGAUCUCUGAACAGAGACACAAAGGGAAAUCACACAUAGAUUAGGGCUGCAGCAGGAGAGAGCCAGCUACACACAGAUCAGCCUAGGUCAGGGAGUGGUACAUGAAAAAAAAUUUCCUCAAAUUUACCUGGGUAAUUCUGGCUUCCUAAAAGUCCUCUCCAGUUACUAAGGCAACAUUACCCAAUUAGAUUCUUAACCUCCACACUGCCACCACUCAUAAGGCAUCCUCCUACACACACACCUGGUUUUCAUUGCAAUUGUAACCCACUCAUUAAUAAUGUGUUUCAAGUUAGGCUACACAUCAGAACUGCCUGAGGAGCUUUUAGAAAUCCUGAUGCCUAGGCAUACUCCAGACCAAUUAAAUCAGAAUCCCUGGGGGUAGGAUCCAGGUAUCUAUAGUUUUAAAAGCUCCCAGGUAAUUCCAAAGUAUGACCAAUGUUGAGAAUUACUGCUUAUUUCUCAGUCUAAGUCCUGUUUUAUACUUCUCCCAUGUCCUUCAGGACCCUUACCUAACCUCACAAAGAAGUCAUCAGCAGCUGAUAAUACAGCACAGCAAAUUGCUUCAGGAGACUGCUGAAGGGGGAAGCCUGAUUCUGCUUCCUUAAAGAACUCAGACCAAGAAAUAAGAGCAUACACACACACAUGGACUCACACAAGCACACACAUAUACAAAUCCACCCAAACACACCUGCAUUCCUCUCCCCUAAGGAAGAGAAUGGGUAAGUCACUCGAGAGCCUGGACUCAGGCUGUGGGCAUAGUGAGGCUAGUAGAGUGACUGUCCUCUCCCCACCCAAGGCCCCAUUAUCUACAGGACCUCUAUGACCUCAUGUUGUAGUAGGUCAAAGCCUAAGGCCUGGGUCCUCACCUCCCUGGGCAGCUUGGGGUUCCUGCAGCAGCCACUGCCCUGCCUAACCCCUCUCACACCCCACCAUGUUGGUUGGUACCCCCCACCUGCUGACACUGGAUGAAGCUGAUGCCACCUGGACCCUCAUCAAGGAUAAAGUUAUCGAGGAGCGCUUUGGGCCCAAUGUAGUGGCAGUACCUUUCCUGUCGGAUGCGGCCUGCUAUGACCUACUGGGUGUGCUAGUGAAGCAGUCCCGCCCAGCCCACACCCGCCUGGCUUUACCAGGUCGGCAGGGUCGGCGGGCACUACAACCAGUGGGGCCACUACCAAACCUCCUGGAGCAGGCAGGGUCCGAGGGUGCCUUUGCCCACUGCACUCGGGAAUACUCACCAAAUGGCCGAGCAGAGAUAACCUAUGAAGAAAUGCGACUUUUGGAAGGGCACCCCUGCCGGAUCCGCCUGCACAUGGGUGGCCUGCGUAAGAAGGUGGCCUUCCUGCUGCUGCCACCAGGGCAGGUGAGCCUACAGCAAAAUCUUCCCUGGCUCCGAAGCACCCACAGCAUCUAUGUCAUCUACCAGGUCUUCUCCUGUUCCUGGCUGCAGCUGGGGCUGGUACCUACAGCCCGUGAGCCCCAGCUGCUCCGGUUACAACGGUCACUGCCUGUCGCCUUCUCCUGCCUCAAGUUUUCACUGCAGCCCAAAGGAGUGCUGGGACCACAGAAGCCUCUGACCAAAGAUCCACUGCCCCAUGGUGCCAACUGGGUCAGACCCAACCUCGGCAUCAUGCCACCUCUGGCCCUCACAUCAGUCGCUGCCAAUACCCCUGAAGCUGCUGAUGUGCCCCCACCUGUCCCAGGCCCACCUACACCACCUCCUCAGGAAGGGCCGGAGGGCAGACCCACCAGAUUCUCCUACAAGGGCCGAAACCCCUUCCGCAGGGGGCCCCAGAUGUUGUCAGAGAACUGGCUCUUCAGCCCCCGCAGCCCCCCACCAGGAGUCCAGGGUGGGGGACCCGGGGACCCCGACCGGCACUCCAUGUCCCUGCCCCUGCUGCAGGGUCUGUCCUCAGAGUUCGACAGCGACGCAUGAAGCUGAAGCGAGAAAUGCAGGGGGCGAGGCCCCCAAGAUCUGGCAUAGGGAUACUGGUCCCCAAUAAACAUCAGCUGCUGCUGCCCAAAA
Messenger RNA from Enhydra lutris kenyoni (northern sea otter), 4361 nucleotides. RefSeq names its product chromosome unknown C11orf42 homolog. The coding region runs from base 3270 to 4271 and encodes 333 amino acids. The transcript is spliced from 3 exons. The record is from RefSeq and is a predicted model, not a curated record. NCBI's taxonomy places the organism in Eukaryota, Metazoa, Chordata, Mammalia, Carnivora, Mustelidae.